Molecule: messenger RNA, 873 nt
Organism: Fibroporia radiculosa
Lineage: Eukaryota; Fungi; Basidiomycota; Agaricomycetes; Polyporales; Fibroporiaceae
Exons: 3
Coding region: 1-873 (290 amino acids)
Cellular component (GO): cytosol
Molecular function (GO): oxidoreductase activity
Source: RefSeq, a predicted model, not a curated record
AUGUCCGCAGAGUUAGGCGCAGGUUUUGUCCAAACGGAACGCCACGACACAUAUCCAGCUAUUUCCCCUGCCAAUGCUGACCUGAAGGGAAAAGUUGUUUUGGUCACCGGUGCAUCGAAAGGCAUCGGAAAGUCGAUAGCUAUCGCAUUUGCCCAGGCUGGUGUCUCCGGCCUUGUCCUCGCCGCUCGCUCCGACAUGUCUGCCGUGAAGGUCGCUGCUGAAGCCUCUCAACGGCCUGGGCAGUCGCUCAAGGUGAUCACCGUCACCCUGGACGCGAGCAACCUGGCGCAGGUGGACGAUGCCGCCGCCAAAGUGAAGAAGACAUUUGGGCGGUUGGACAUUCUCGUGAAUAACGCGGGCUACCUCGGCGCAUACGGCCUUAUUGGGGACUCGGAUCCACAAGAGGCGUGGAAGGCUUGGUCGGUGAAUGUGCUAGGCGCGUAUGCAGUGACGCGUGCGUUCUUGCCGCUUCUGCUGGAGAGUGCAGACAAGACAAUCGUAAAUAUUGGCAGUAUUGCAGGGCUUGUGAAGAUCCCAAAUCUCUUUGCUUACCUGACAUCCAAACUCGCACUUCUGCGAUUCACAGAGCUGCUGAUGACAGAGUACGGCGAGAAGGGCAUUGUAGCGCACUACGUCCACCCCGGUGUGAUCGAAACCGACAUGGCCGAUCAAGUUCCCGAAGUCAAGACGGGUGGGUUCGGUGUCACCGACACACUCGAACUGCCUGCACAUACGCUUGUCUGGCUUGUACGCGAACGGCGGGAGUGGCUAGCCGGACGCUACGUUAGCUCUCAGUGGGACGUGGAGGAGCUGUUAGCGAAGAAGCAAGAGAUUGUCGAUGGGGACAAGCUGAAGGUGAAGAUGGUCGUGUAA